AGUACGCAAAGGUGGGAGUAGCGGCAGUAGCUGUAGGGGACUGGGGAGCGAAACGAGUCGCGCAAGUGCGUCCGUCCGCGUCGGUACCGAAAAAUUAGUAGCGAGAGAAAAUCCGGGUGAAAGGUAACCUGGACAGUAGAACGUAACGGAAAGAAUCGUAUCCAGAGGAACGCGAAUUUGGUCGGAAGUAAAGGAGAAGUUAAAACUGACGGUGACAAUUUUCUGGCGGAUAAGUGUAAAACAGAUAAAAGCGAGCGGAUGAUAUCCGCGCGAAAGAAAGAUAUAAAACAAAAGAAGGAAAGGAACAAGGCACGCACAGUGGAGGGAUAUCGACGACACAAGGCGGCAGCGACGUGAACAAAUCGCACCUCAACAGAAGAGGUUUCAUCCAUCUCCAAUAUCUCUGUCUAUAUAUAUUGUGUAUGUACGUUACCUGUAUGUAUAUAUAGGUAUAUAUUUACGCGAGAGGAUCGACCAACUGUCACAUUGGUCGCCAUUUUAUUAAUCUGGUAGCGCCGACCACCGCUCUUCGUGCUGCUGCUGCUGUUGAUGCAGCGUGUGUCUUCUCCUCUUAUGCUUCCAUCCUGAUGUCGAAUAGGAGAAGACAGCAGCAGGGCGCGACCGAAAAACUGGCCGACGGUGGUGUGCGGUGAAAACAAUAAAUAAACCCGUGUAUCCUCCGCGAGGAGGAGAACCAACCAACCAGCCAGCCAGCCAGUCGGGGUGUUAAGGUGGUGCUGCGCAUACCGCUGACAACGACGACUACGGACAAUGAGGAGAAUAUAACCAACAGUAGUUGAUGAAUAAAGACGGCGAGUUGUGUUGCGCCCGUGGCGUCGUUGAGUAGAGAAAAGUAGAGAAGAGAAGAUCGAGGAGGAGACGGCACAGUGCACAUAGGCUUCGAGUGUUUUCUUUUGUGAGUGUGAUAUUAUUCUACGUGUGUUUGUUACGUGUGGUAUGUGUGUGUUUUGUGCAUACGCGUUUGUUGUUUCGCCUUCUACGUAUAAAUUAAACACUACUUGUGCGUGUACUUGUACAGUACCUGCAUGUAUGCACACCUCUCGCUCUCUCGACCUGGAUUAGUAACUGAUCUCCCGUAGUAGUAAGGAUAAGGAACCGGAGGCGGCGAAGCCUUGAGUCAGUGAGCACGUUGGUGAGCGUGAGCAGUGAGUCGACCGUCAUUCUCGUCUAGCGUGACUACCAACCUACCACCCCCCUCGCCGUUAGAGAGUGUAUUUCUCACGACGGUUCUUUUAGUUCAUGGUUCUCGCUUGUGCCAUAGAGGAUACGACACAUACGGAGACACAACACACGCGCGCGCAUGCUGUAGGACAAAAGAUGAUCUGCAACUAGUGUUCCUCGAUCUUGUAAACAAGUGAAGUGAGGAGGUAAACAAAAGACGAACCGCAACCGCGCGCAGUUCGAAUAACCGUGAGAAGUGAUAACAUGCGAUAGGGAGAUAUUUGACUCGUCCGUUAUCUAUCCUCCGCCUAAUCGCGGCUGUGGUCACAAGACCGGUGUAAAACGACGAGGUGCUUAAUCGUCGAGGAAUUCUCAACGAAGCGAGGAAAAAAUUUAAGACGAGAUAGAGGGAGGGGGACUUUUUUUGGGUUCACGCCUGGGGGAUCGGGGGCGGCCACCACCGCCAUGCCUUGCGAUAGUUUAGACAACAAUCAGCAUCCGUGCAGGAACAACGUCGGGGGUUUCGAUAAGAUUAUUUCGCAGGCCAGCGGAGAACGGUGUACAAGGUGGUACGAGAUGAGAUACGAAUUGCUCUGUGCCUGAUCUAGAACGUAGGAGAAAUCCGUAUCGUUAACGCCGCCGUUGCGUCGAGGCGACAGGGAGGAAGUAGGUAUUUAAUAGAUGAGAAGAAAGUGAAGAGGAGAAAAGUAAAAGGAGAUUACAAAGAAACCCGAACAAUUUAAAUACUUAAAGGUAGUAGUUAGAUAGGACACUGUGAAAAAGAAUUUUGGGAGAGUACAGCAAGUAUAUUAUAUAAUUAAAAUUGAAAAUUGACAAGAAAAUAUAUAAAACAAUAAAUAAAUAAUAAAAAUGAAGAGGUGUAUAAAGUACUACGCUGUAAUAGUUACCUAGAUAGACGAAAGGGGAAACAAAUGUGAACGCAACAACGAGGAAUUUCUAUAUCUACUUAAAGAGAAGAUUUAGAAGGUAAAAUAAAAUAAAAUAACGAACCGGCGGAACGCGCGAAUGACUAAUAAUUAUAAUAGUAAUAGUGAUUAUACGCCGUAACGAUGCAACAAAUUAUUGGCGUGAAAACGCGAUUUGUUUUUGUACCGGCGUAACGUCCAAGUGGAAAACUGGAAGAUCGAAUUUGUUAAUCGACAAACCGAAGGAGAUAACGAAAAGGAAGCAGCAUAGAACCACGAAGAUAGGAAGGAAAAGUUUCAAUUUCGUUCAAAAGAGAAGAAAAUUAAGGAGAAAACACGCAACCGCAGCAAUGAGAAUUGCGACAAAUUGAGUAGAUAGCAGAAAUUCACGCAUCGGAUAUCGAACCACGUGUUUCCUUAUGUGUUUUAAGAACUUACGUACUUACACACACUAUUGCUCAACCAACCAACGAUGCAUGCCUGCAGGAUAUAUAAACUGUGAAUGCCGCGCCGAUUAAUCACUGAACCAACGGCGUUAUCAUCGGCGCGAUAAAAACCGCGUCAAGGCCUAAAAAUCGUGAAACAACGGUAAACAAGAAACGUGAAAACCUGAAGAGGCGAAGAAAAACGAGGAAAAGUCUUGAGCGCGAGGCGAAGUGAUAAGAAGAAGGAGAGAAUUCCCUGCGCGAGUUGGGCGUCUCGAACAAAAGUACGUGGUGGCGUCUCUUGGACGUCACUGCACAAGACUACGUGUGAGCGUGUGAGAAUGUUACCACGAGGAACAAGGGCGUUGCUCGCCCUGCUGGUACUCUCGUCGUCGAUGAGGCCGUCGAGGAGCACGCCCGCCGACAUAGUGCACACGUUCGCCGACCCCGACGUCGAGCGUCUGAACCACCUGGUGGUGGACAAGAACACGGGGCGAGUAUUCGUGGGUGGUGUGAACUGUCUGUACCAACUGUCGCCGGACCUGGACUUGGUGGUGAAGGAGGUCACGGGACCGAAGAACGACUCGAACGACUGUUCGAUGAUCGACUGUCCCGCCGGCGUGGUCAAGAAGCUGACCGACAACGUGAACAAGGCUCUGGUCAUCGACUACACGACCACGAGACUGAUAUCGUGCGGCAGUCUGUUCCAGGGGAUGUGCACGGUUCGGAAUCUCCACAACAUAUCGGACGUUGCUCAGGAGGUGCGGGAGGCCGUCGUCGCCAACAACGCGACCGCGUCGACGGUGGCCUUCAUCGCACCGGGUCCCCCGAACCCGCCGGUCUCCCAGGUCAUGUACGUCGGCGUGACUUACACGGCGAAUUCGCCGUACAGGUCCGAAGUCCCAGCGGUUAGCUCGAGGUCGCUGGACAAGGAGCGGAUGCUCGUGAUCGCCGAGACGGCGGUGACGACCGGGACGAGAAUGUUCGUCAACUCUUUGGCCAGGGAACGGUUCCCCAUAAACUACGUGCACGGUUUCAGCAGCGAGGGUUUCAGCUACUUCCUCACCACCCAGCCGAAGAGUACCGCCACCGGAAGCGAGUUCAUAUCCAAGCUGGUGCGCGUCUGUCACGACGAUCAGAACUACUACUCGUACACCGAGAUACCGAUCGACUGCACGAACGAGCUCAGGAAGUACAACCUCGUCCAAGCAGCCUACGCCGGCAAGGCUGGAUCCGACCUUGCCGGGCACCUCGGCAUCACCGCUCAGGACGAUGUACUCUUCGCCGUUUUCUCCGAGAGCAACGCCACCACCAACAGACCGUCCUCCAGGUCCGCGCUCUGCGUCUACUCCCUAAAAGCCAUCAGGAGAAAGUUCAUGUCCAAUAUUCAACACUGCUUCGCCGGGCACGGGCAGCGGGGAUUGGACUUCAUAUCGCCGAGUCAUCAGUGCGUUCUUACGAAGCUGCAGACUAUCGCCGAAGAUUUUUGCGGUCUCGAUGUCAACACGCCUCUAGGAGGUCAGGAUCCUAUCAUUGCUGUACCGGUCCUCGCUUUCGAGGAGCAUCUAACUGCCGUUGCUGCAACAUCGACCGGUGAUUACACCGUUGUCUUUGUCGGCACGAGCGACGGCCAUCUCAAGAAAGUCGUCGUUGAGACUGCGACCUCGGCUCAGAAGUAUGGUGAUCUUGAAGUGGAUCCGAAAUCCCCGGUGAAUUCGGACCUACAUUUUGACUCUCAGCUUAUGCAUCUCUACGUAAUGACACAACGCAAGGUGUCCAAGGUCAAAGUUCAGGAAUGCUCGGUAUACAAGACGUGUUGGGAUUGCUUGGAGGCCAAGGAUCCUUACUGUGGUUGGUGCUCGUUGGAGAACAAGUGCAAUCUGAGAAGCGACUGUCAGGAUGCAGCCACCGAUCCCUUGUACUGGAUUUCGUACAAGAGCGGUCGGUGCACUACCAUAGCAAGCGUCACUCCGAAUCAGCUGCAAAGAACGACUGCAAGGACCCUGGAUCUUGUGAUAGAGAACCUUCCGACUCUCCCGGGACAGUUUCUCUGCGCGUUCUCGGCCCUCGAUAAAACCCUCAUAACAAAUGCUACUCGAAAAUCGUACGGCGUUAAUUGCACCACUCCAAGGACCGAUCUGCUGCCGUCGAUACCCCAAGCCGAGCACCACUUCACGGCCAGAUUGUCCGUCCGAAUGACCAGCGGACCCGACCUCGUUGCCACGAAUUUCACCUUCUUCGACUGUAACACGUACAGCUCUUGUACCCAGUGCGUUUCGUCGAGCUUCCCCUGCGACUGGUGCGUCGAUGGUCACAGAUGCACUCACGAUACUGCCGAGAAUUGCCGCAAUGACAUAUUGGUCACCGGAGUCAGCAGAAUCGGCCCGAGUUAUAGAAGUGGACCAGGUUUCUGUCCUACUAUUAACGCCACGGAUUCUAAAGAAAUACUGGUCUCGUCUGGAAUAAAGAAAAAUAUUCGUGUCAAAGUGCAUAUCAUUGGGCAAUUCAUCGUACAAACGAGGUUCGUCUGUCAGUUCAACAUCGAAGGACGUGUAACCAGCGUUAACGCACAGCUUCUAGCAGACACAAUAUAUUGCGAUUCGACAGAAUUUUCAUACACGUCAAGGGCGCCUAACAUCACGGUACCCUUCGCAGUGAUAUGGGGGGGCUCAAAGCCUCUGGACAAUCCUGACAACAUUCACGUUGUUAUAUACCGUUGUAAGGACAUGGCUGACAACUGUGGCAUGUGUUUGGCUCUUGCCCAAAAGUACGGAUGCGGGUGGUGUCAAAGCUCUGAUAAGUGUGAGGUGAAAGAACAGUGCAAUAAUCGAGGUUCCGGCAUUUGGCUAAACAGAAAUGAAACCUGCCCAAACCCGAAGAUUCAAUCGUUCGAGCCGCAGCUUGGACCCUGGGAAGGAGGUACCAAUGUAACUAUACGAGGAAUAAACUUGGGGAAAACAUUUGCCGAUAUAUACGCUGGGGCGACGAUUGCCGGACUUCCGUGCGAGCCUUACCCUGAACUUUACAUCAGGACGAAACAGAUCGUAUGCAAAGUUGACGGACCUGGUACUCCUCAGGAGCGAAAGGGACCCGUGAUAGUCAAGAUAGAGGAUUUCCGUGGUUACUCGGACGUCAACUUUGAAUUCGUCGACCCUGUCAUCGAGUCCAUAUCGCCUAAGUAUGGCCCUCGGAGUGGCGGGACCGUAAUCAGGAUAACAGGACGUUACAUGAACGCCGGCAGCAGGAUACGCGCUUUCAUAGACACGCUACCGUGCUCCAUAAUAAGCGCCGAGGCCAACGAGACUCUCUGCAUGACCAGUGCCAGCAACACCACUCGUAGCAGUGUGCUAAGGAUGCAGUUUGACAGCGGAGUUAGGCAGUACAACGGCGUUUUCGAAUACGUCGACGACCCCACGAUAGAAUCAGUCGAGAGCGGCGUUGCGGGACAGAUCAAAAUACCCAAGGGAAUUCCCGCAGGUGGUAUAAAGAUAUCGGUAAUCGGGAAGAAUCUUGGAUACGUGCAGAAUCCUCAAAUGUACGUCUAUUACGACGAUAAAAUGUUCGUCUCUCAGUGCGCUACGUUCAGCCAUACAAACAUGAUAUGCAAUUCACCCGCCGUCGAAGUAUCCGAAGAUACUCACCUGGACGCUGAUCAUCCACUGAUGCUGGAGUACGGAUUCCGCAUGGACAAUGUCACGGGCGUACAGAAUCUCUCCGCUAAUGGGCACAAAAACUUCCUGCUCUACCCGAAUCCUGUCUACGACGUGUUCGAGGAGGAAGUGAAGUACUACAAAAGCGACUAUCUCACCAUAAACGGUCAGAACUUGGACCGCGCAUGUCAGGAUUCGGACGUAACUGUCCAGAUCGGCAAUUCCUUCUGCAACGUGACGUCCCUAUCGAGGCAACAACUAACAUGUCGACCCCCAUUACAUCAGCCUCCAGCCUUGGACAAUACGGGUCUUGCCAACAAGCAGGAACUUCCAGAGGUGAUUGUAGUCGUCGGAGGUGGACUGAAGUAUAAAAUUGGGAAGCUCAGCUACGCCUCGCCAACCGGUAUCAACGGGUCGUUGUCCAGGCCCGCGAUGUACGGAGUUUCAGCGGCCAUAGUAAUCCUGCUGUUCAUUUUCACGGCGUUCCUCGUCGCUUAUCGCAGGAAAUCAACGGAGAGCAACAGAGUGCUGAAAAAUAUGCAGGAGCAAAUGGAUAUCCUUGAACUCAGGGUCGCCGCCGAGUGCAAGGAAGCCUUUGCCGAGCUGCAAACCGAGAUGACGGAUUUGACCGGCGAUCUGACCAGCGGCGGCAUUCCGUUCCUUGACUACAGAACUUACGCCAUGAAAAUACUCUUUCCUAAUAUCGAUGACCACGUCGUCCUGCAGAGAGAGAGACCUGAACUGAUGAGAAAAGAAAAGGGACUCAGAUUGUUCGGGCAGCUGAUCAUGAACAAAACAUUCUUACUGCUCUUCAUUAGGACCCUUGAAAGUAACAGAUACUUCUCGAUGAGGGAUCGAGUCAAUGUUGCCAGCCUUAUAAUGGUCACGCUUCAAAGUAAGAUGGAGUACUGUACAGACAUUCUCAAGACACUUUUAGCCGAACUUAUUGAAAAAUGCAUGGAGGGAAAAAGUCAUCCGAAGCUACUUUUGAGAAGAACUGAGAGCGUCGCUGAAAAAAUGCUCUCCGCAUGGUUCACUUUUCUUCUUUACAAAUUCUUGAGAGAAUGCGCCGGCGAGCCACUGUACAUGCUAUUCAGAGGUAUGAAACAGCAGGUGGACAAGGGACCGGUUGACGCGAUUACCUCAGAGGCUCGAUACUCAUUGUCAGAAGAAAAAUUGAUUCGGCAGUCUAUCGACUUUAAGGCAAUGACCGCCUACGUGUCGAUAUCCCAGCAAACUGUAUUUGUCAGUGGAUUGGAUCCAAACACUGAGAACGUCGCGGUGAAGGUUUUGGACUGUGACACGAUAUCCCAGGUGAAAGAGAAGGCAUUGGAUACGAUAUACAGAGCUACUCCGUACAGCCAGAGACCGCGAAAAGACGACCUGGAUCUCGUUUUUCAUCGUUUGUUAUCUGCAGAAUGGCGCACCGGUACAUCGGGCAGAUUAAUACUGUACGACGACGACUCAACAACUAAGGCUGAGGGAGACUGGAAAAAGAGGAACACGCUGAACCACUACAGAGUGCCGGAUGGCGCGUCUCUGAAUCUAGUCUCGAAACAGUCGUCUCUCUACAACAUCUCGAUACUCUCGGAGAAAACUGACAAGUCUCACAAAUAUGAAACACUGAAUCUCAGCAAAUUCAGUUCCGCCAGUCCUCCGUUGUCCCGUGCUACUUCGCCGCUAAACCAUGAUCACGACAGCGGAAUAAAGUACUGGCAUCUCGUCAAGCAUCAUGACACAGACGCUCAGAAGGAGGGCGAACGCGGUAACAAAAUGGUCUCGGAAAUAUACCUCACAAGGCUACUCGCGACCAAGGGUACCCUCCAAAAGUUCGUCGAUGAUCUGUUCGAGACCAUAUUCAGUACCGCGCAUCGGGGGUCCGCUCUUCCCCUCGCGAUAAAAUACAUGUUCGAUUUCCUCGACGAUCAAGCUCUGCUUCACGGCAUAUCAGACCCCGAGGUCGUACACACGUGGAAGAGCAACUCCCUGCCCCUUAGAUUUUGGGUCAAUCUUAUCAAGAAUCCAAACUUCGUAUUCGAUAUUCAUAAAUCGAACAUCGUUGACUCCUGCUUAUCUGUCGUCGCCCAGACCUUCAUGGACAGUUGCUCAACGUCGGACCAUAGAUUAGGUAAAGACUCGCCGAGUUCCAAGCUAUUAUACGCAAAAGACAUUCCAGGGUACAAAGAAUGGGUGGAUCGAUAUUAUUCCGAUAUUAAAAUUAUGCCCGCAAUCUCUGAUCAAGAUAUGAACGCUAUGCUUGCCGAAGAAUCUAGACUGCACUCGACAGAAUUCAACACGAACUGCGCACUCUACGAAUUGUACACAUACGCGGUAAAAUACAACGAACAAUUAAUCGUAACGUUGGAGGAGGACGAGUUUUCGCAGAAGCAGAGGCUGGCCUACAAGCUCGAGCAAGUGCACAACAUAAUGGCAGCGGAGGGAAAUCCCUGAUGUCUCGCUAACCAUGUCGAUAGUACAACAACGUUCACUAGAUCUCGCCAGGAUUUGCCGUGCUGAGUUAUAUUAAAUAGGUAUAUUAAAUUAAAUUCAAUUGAUUGAAACAAAACGGAAGAAAAAGAAACAAGAAAAGAAAAUAAAAAAACAUUUCCGAUUCACACGAGAAAAAUCCGACGAAACGAGCAACUGGAGCCUUCGGCACGCGUCCGUCUGACAGGCUGAUGGCACCUCUUCUGCACUUUUUACUCCAGUGUUGAUGACAACGUCGGGAGAUAAUGUCAUCUCGGGUAACACUGACCUCAAGUAUCAAUGGUGUAUGAUUAAUAUUGUGCUUGAGGUAACGAGAAGUGUGUUACUAAACGAUUAUUACGAAAGUGAUGACGAUGAAUAAUUGGGCUGCAAUUUUUGCCGCUGCGUAAUUUGAUAUUACGCAAUGUAAAUACAAUGUAAUAAUUAUGAAAAUUCAUGGGUGUCUAUAAAGCAUUCUAAUAUCGCGAUCAUGUAAAACACACAAGAAAAAUAAUGAUCGCACCUGAUUACGCACACACGGAUCGCCGCUUCGCGUCGGAUAUUAAAUCGUGUGAAUAAAUAUUAUCGUCGUCGUUCUCGUCGUCGUUUCUAUAUAAAUACAUAUAUCAUCGAAGUAUCAUGACGACGACGAUAUACGAAAAUAAUCUUUUAAAUGAUAAAAAUAAAUGUUAUUAUGAUAAUUAAUGAUUAAUUGAUAAUUAUUUAUAAUUAAUUAACAAAUGUUGUAUAUGUGUAAAACGAUUUAAACGACCCGACUAUCA
This is a messenger RNA of Neodiprion fabricii, 9431 nucleotides long. RefSeq names its product plexin-A4 (gene PlexA). The transcript has 13 exons. Gene Ontology annotation, molecular function: semaphorin receptor activity; protein binding. The coding region runs from base 2875 to 8634 and encodes 1919 amino acids. Gene Ontology annotation, biological process: negative regulation of cell adhesion; positive regulation of axonogenesis; semaphorin-plexin signaling pathway involved in axon guidance. Lineage: Eukaryota; Metazoa; Arthropoda; Insecta; Hymenoptera; Diprionidae. Gene Ontology annotation, cellular component: semaphorin receptor complex. The record is from RefSeq and is a predicted model, not a curated record.